CUGUCACUUCGCCGAGAGCCGUGGAAAACCCUGCGGAAGACCUCAGCGCCCAGAGGCGUCUUUCCCUUUCUUCCCUCGCCUUCCAUGACCAUCGUUCCGUGGCCUACGUUCCAAACAACCAGUCUGCAAAGACAUGGAUAAGAGCGUAUGGCUCUCAGCACAAUCCGGAAAGCAGAUAAAUGCGCAUGCGAACAUAGCAGGAAUGGCACUCCUGAUCUACGAUUACUACCUCACGAUUGACCAAGAAGUAAAUCUAGUCUGGGCGCGAAGAUGGAGCUUCGGUCAAGUUAUUUACAUGCUCGCUCGGUAUCUGCCCUUCCCAGCUAUCGCCUUGACUGUGGCUCGCGUCCUGGAGACUGUGAACAAUGAACCGUGCCCGAACUUGGACUUGUCUAAUGCGUUACACAUGGCAAGCGUCGUAUUUGCUGAAGCGCUACUCAUAUUGCGUACAAUGGCAUUCUGGGACCGCACUCGACAGAUUGUGUUGACUCUAUCUGUGCUCGCAGUCAUUUGUCUGGGUGGAGCGAUAGGAAUCACGGACUACGUGACCUCCAAGGUGCCAGACAUGCCCACGUUGCCGACAGACGAAUGCCCAUUCAAGUUUAACAGAGGCGGAUCCAUAGUAUAUGCUUUCCUAAUGCUCCACGAACUUGUAUUACUAUCCCUAAUCUCUUACAGAUGGUUUUCGUACCAUCGCUACGCACGGUCCAAGAUCAUUGUCGUCUCGUAUAUAGAUGCUGUCGCGUAUAUUUUUGCUAUGCUGAGCUUGUCGGUUGCAUGUGUGCUUGACAUUACAGUCGAACCGUCAUAUCACAACGACUACUUUGACAACAUACAAGUAGUAGGCCACUCGAUAUUUUGCUCGCGCACCUAUUUUCAUCUCCGCAAGACCGCUGAGUACCAGUCAAGACGCUCAAUAACGGAGACACCGUUUGAUGACCUGACAGUAGCAGUAGAACUAUCGUCAAUGGUAGAAUAUUCGGAGUCGCGGAACAGACGAAGUAUUAUGACCUUACAGCAUUAAAUCAUACCAUUAACGAACGAACAUGUCAUAGUCUUCUAUAUAGUUGUCUUGAUCCUCAUGAAACGCAUCAUGUCUGGUAUAUAGGCGACAGUAUAUCGCCAAGCAGUCUACCGCUAAAGCGCAU
Messenger RNA from Coniophora puteana RWD-64-598 SS2, 1148 nucleotides. RefSeq lists its product as uncharacterized. NCBI's taxonomy places the organism in Eukaryota, Fungi, Basidiomycota, Agaricomycetes, Boletales, Coniophoraceae. The coding region runs from base 134 to 1024 and encodes 296 amino acids. The transcript has 14 exons. The record is from RefSeq and is a predicted model, not a curated record.